This is a messenger RNA of Lycium ferocissimum, 1321 nucleotides long. RefSeq names its product chromatin remodeling protein EBS-like. NCBI's taxonomy places the organism in Eukaryota, Viridiplantae, Streptophyta, Magnoliopsida, Solanales, Solanaceae. Gene Ontology annotation, molecular function: chromatin binding. Bases 277 to 897 code for a protein of 206 amino acids. The record is from RefSeq and is a predicted model, not a curated record. The transcript has 5 exons.
GAAUUGUGGGAACAUAAUUAAUAUGGUUUGACACAAAACAUGUUUAUAUGGUUACCUCUUUCAUCUUCCUCUCCUCCAUUCCAACCCCAGUAUUUUGCCACUAGGGUUUCUUGCUUCUCAACAAUCUAUAAAACAAUCCCAACAAGUCCUGAACUUUUCCAUUUCUACAUAAAUUUUUCAAACUUGGGUCACUCUAUUUUCUUGAAAAAGAACAAAAAAAAAAAAAAGCAAUUUUUUUUUAAUCUUUUCCUUUGAGACAGUGAGUUUCAGGAAUUGAUGGCAAAGACAAAACCAGGGAAAAAAGACCUUGAUUCUUACUCUAUUAAGGGUACCAACAAAGUCGUAAGAAAUGGUGAUUGUGUGUUGAUGAGACCAGCUGAUUCUGAUAAGCCUCCAUAUGUGGCAAGAGUAGAGAAAAUUGAGGCUGACCACCGUAACAAUGUGAAGGUCCGAGUUCGGUGGUACUACCGUCCAGAGGAGUCUAUUGGUGGACGCAGACAAUUCCAUGGGGCUAAGGAGCUAUUCUUGUCCGAUCACUAUGACUUGCAGAGUGCACACACAAUCGAAGGGAAGUGCAUAGUGCACUCUUUCAGGAACUACACCAAGCUGGAGAAUGUGGGCCCUGAGGAUUACUUUUGUAGGUUCGAGUACAAAGCUGCCACAGGAGGGUUUAAUCCUGACCGUGUCGCUGUGUAUUGUAAGUGUGAGAUGCCCUAUAACCCGGAUGACCUCAUGGUACAGUGUGAAGGAUGCAAAGACUGGUUCCAUCCUUCUUGUAUGGGUAUGACCAUUGAAGAAGCAAAGAAAUUAGACCCUUUCUUGUGUUCUGACUGUUCAUCUGAAGAAGAGGUCAAACGGCCUUUGAACUCGUUUCAUGUUGAGCCAAAGUUGUUUUGAAUUCAAGUUUUUGUUGAAUGAUGGAGGGAACACUGGGAUCCUCCUGCAGAAAGAAGGGGGGAGAGGGAAAGGUGGACCAGUUGUAGAGAAAACUAGAAUUGGUUUUGUUAUUGAGAGGGAAAGACAAUAUUACCUAUUUGUUUAUGUGUUUGCAAUGUACUCUGAAGGGUAUUUUGGAAAAUCAAAAAGUGGGUACAACUACUACCUUCAUGUCGGCUUGGUUCAGUUUUUUCUUAGAUGCCAAAUCAAACCAAAUGUUGUCGGUGUUUUCAAUUUGAAAACCAAACCAAACCAAGUCAAAGAUAUCUCAGUUCGAUUUGGUUUUUGGUUUGCUUCGGUCUUUCAGUUUUUAGCUAACUCCCCUUGCAAAGAAGAUGUCGGACUGAACGAAUCAGACUAACAUCUUCUCCUAUGUUUGGUUUGG